AUGGACGGCAUUGUCCCAGACAUAGCAGUUGGUACACAGCGGGGAUCGGACGAGCUCUUCUCUGCCUGUGUCACUAACGGACCCUUUAUCAUGAGCAGCAACUCAGCCUCUGCAGCAAACGGAAAUGACAGCAAAAAGUUCAAAGGUGACAACAGAAGUACAGGUGUGCCCUCCAGAGCGAUCCAUAUCCGGAAGCUUCCCAGUGAUGUUACCGAGGACGAGGUCAUUUCCCUGGGACUGCCUUUUGGGAAGGUCACCAACCUCUUGAUGCUGAAAGGGAAAAACCAGGCCUUCAUUGAGAUGAGCACAGAGGAGGCAGCCAACACUAUGGUGAACUAUUACACCUCGGUGACACCUGUGCUGUGCCAGCCCACCUACAUCCAGUUCUCCAACCAUAAGGAACUUAAGACCGACAGCUCACUCAACCAGGCACGGGCCCAGGCGGCCUUGCAGGCAGUGAACUCAGUUCAUACGGGGAACCUGUCACCGGCUGCCUCAGCUGCUGCCGUGGAUGCUGGGAUGGCGAUGGCUGGCCAGAGUCCAGUGCUCAGGAUCAUCGUGGAAAACCUCUUCUACCCAGUCACCUUGGACGUGCUUCACCAGAUCUUCUCCAAGUUUGGCACAGUUCUGAAGAUUAUCACUUUCACCAAGAACAACCAGUUCCAGGCACUGCUGCAGUAUGCCGAACCCGUGAGCGCCCAGCAUGCUAAGCUGUCGCUGGAUGGGCAGAACAUCUACAACGCUUGCUGUACUCGCAUCGACUUUUCUAAGCUCACCGGCCUCAACGUCAAGUACAACAAUGACAAGAGCCGAGACUACACCUGUCCUGACCUGCCCUCUGGUGACAGCCAACCCUCACUGGACCAGACCGUGGCUGCAGCCUUUGGUGCACCUGGUAUAAUGUCAGCCUCUCCGUAUGCAGGAGCUGGUUUCCCUCCCACUUUUGCCAUUCCUCAAGCUGCAGGCCUCUCUGUUCCCAAUGUGCACGGGGCCCUGGUCCCUCUGGCCAUCCCAUCAGUGGCAGCAGCGGCGGCGGCAGCUGGCCGGAUCGCUAUCCCAGGCCUAGGAGGGGCUGGAAAUUCUGUUCUGCUGGUCAGCAACCUCAACCCUGAGAGAGUCACACCCCAAAGCCUCUUUAUUCUUUUCGGCGUGUAUGGCGAUGUGCAACGGGUGAAGAUUUUGUUCAAUAAGAAGGAGAAUGCCUUGGUACAGAUGGCAGAUGGGAGCCAGGCCCAGCUGGCCAUGAGCCACCUUAACGGACAUAAGCUGCAUGGAAAGCCUGUGCGCAUCACCCUCUCCAAGCACCAAAACGUACAGCUGCCCCGUGAGGGCCAGGAGGACCAGGGCCUCACCAAAGACUACGGGAACUCGCCCCUGCACCGCUUCAAGAAGCCUGGCUCUAAGAACUUCCAGAACAUCUUCCCACCCUCGGCCACCCUGCACCUUUCCAACAUUCCGCCCUCCAUAUCUGAGGACGACCACAAGAUACUCUUCACCAGCAAUGGCGGAAUUGUCAAAGGGUUCAAGUUCUUCCAGAAGGAUCGCAAGAUGGCACCGAUUCAGAUGGGUUCAGUGGAGGAGGCCAUCCAGGCACUCAUCGACCUGCACAACCACGACCCGGGAGAGAACCACCACCUGCGGGUGUCCUUCUCCAAGUCCACUAUCUAGGCUCCCCACCAAGGACCAGCCUGCCAGGUAGUUCCGGCAACAACUUCCAUCAUUCCAGAAAAUAGCCACUUUAAAAAGCAGCUGAAGUGACCUUAAAAAGACCAGAGAUUUUAUUUUUUUAAAGAGAAAAUCAGUUUACCUGUUUUU
Myotis brandtii (Brandt's bat) is the source of this 1815-nucleotide messenger RNA. Its product is annotated as polypyrimidine tract-binding protein 1-like. Gene Ontology annotation, molecular function: mRNA binding. The record is from RefSeq and is a predicted model, not a curated record. Gene Ontology annotation, biological process: regulation of cell differentiation; regulation of RNA splicing; mRNA processing. Gene Ontology annotation, cellular component: nucleus. Lineage: Eukaryota; Metazoa; Chordata; Mammalia; Chiroptera; Vespertilionidae.